AUGCAAGAGCCGUCCGAGGACGCGGCCCGCUCUGGAUCUCUGCCCUCAACCCCGCGGCAUCUGCAUACCCCCAGCCAACUGGACCAGCCUGCAUCCACCCCUGAUACCCAGUCACAUCCAAUGCUAGAUUCCUCACCGUCAGGUUCGAACGGCACAGCGUAUCCUCCGCAGGUCUCGUACCCAAUGAUGGCGUCGGUCAUGUCUGCACCGCCGAACAUGGCCAUGCAGAUGGUGGGAUGGGGGCCACAGGUCGCCCACAUGCCGCUCUUCAUGCCUAUGUCGCCCACGACAUCAUCUUUCAACAGCUACGCCGGAGGCUCCCCGAUGCCACCCGGCUUCGCCGCGGCUAGCCCUGCGUCGCCAGCGAUGGUGCCAGUAGGGCGCACGGUCUACAUUGGAAAUAUUCCGUCUGAGGCGUCUGUUUCUGAAUUGCUGGACCUUGUACACUUUGGACCGAUUGAAAAUGUGCGCCUGCUGCCCGAGAAAAACUGCGCCUUCAUUUCGUUCCUCACAGGCCAGGUCGCGGCCGCGUUUCAUGCCGACUCAUCUGUGAAGCACGUCUCGCUAAGAAGCCAGGAGCUAAAGAUCGGGUGGGGCAAGCCAUCUGUGCCCCCACCAGCCGUCUUGUACGCUGUGCAGCACCACCAGGCAUCACGCAAUGUGUAUAUCGGUAGCCUUAAUCCUGCGACUACCGAGGAGGACCUCCGUAUGGACCUCUCACGCUUUGGACCCAUUGAUCAGAUCAAGAUUUUGCGCGACCAGAACAUCGCAUUCGUCCACUUCCUGUCGAUUCAAGACGCGAUGAAAGUGGUGGCCAUCCUGCCUACGGAGACCGCAUGGAGCGAGCAGCGCAUCAAUUAUGGUAAAGAUCGCUGUGCCUAUGUGCCGAAGGGCCAGCAGCAGAUUCAGGCACACAACCACCAGGCCGCUGCCAUGGGCCUAGCCGCGGCAACGUGGCUCGGGUACCCGACAGGCUACGUCAACAUGUCACCGCAGUCGCCCUUCCAUCAGGGUAUGAGCUCCGAUGACCACACGAAUGAUGACACCGAUACCACUGGGCAUCCUGGCGCCCCGUCCCGGCACCAGAUGGAGCCACAGCUCCACCAGUUUGGCAACCGGACUGUCUACCUGGGGAACCUGCACCCUGAUACGACUGCGGAGGACAUUUGCAAUCACGUCCGCGGCGGCAUCUUACAGUCGGUCCGGUACAUGCCGGACCGCCACAUUGCCUUUGUGACAUUUGUGGACCACAAUGCGGCGCUGACUUUCUUCCACAUGGCGCUGGCCACAGGCAUCACGAUCCACAACCGACGCCUGAAAAUUGGCUGGGGGAAGCCCACGGGCCCUCUAAGUCCAGCCUUGGCACUCGCAGUGCAGGCAGGGGCCUCGCGUAAUGUGUAUAUUGGAAAUAUCAGUGACCCACAUUUGAUGGACGAGGACAAAAUCCGCGCCGAUCUGUCUGAAUAUGGCGAACUCGAAAUGGUCAACACGCUGAAGGAACGCAACUGCCAGGCGUUUGCGAACUUCGUCAACAUCCAAUCUGCCAUCAAAUGUAUUGAAGGCCUCAAGUACCACGAUGAUUAUCAAUCUGUCAAGAUCUCUUUUGGCAAAGAUCGCUGCGGCAAUCCUCCACGAUAUCUUGGAAAGCUCGGCGUGAAAAUGCCCAACUCGCAAUUCAGUCCAAGCCUAUCUCCGGAGCUGGAACAGCCCACGGAGUCACACGCAGAUACGCCCAAUGCAUAG
This is a messenger RNA of Malassezia sympodialis ATCC 42132, 1743 nucleotides long. RefSeq lists its product as uncharacterized. Lineage: Eukaryota; Fungi; Basidiomycota; Malasseziomycetes; Malasseziales; Malasseziaceae. The coding region runs from base 1 to 1743 and encodes 580 amino acids. Gene Ontology annotation, molecular function: mRNA binding. Gene Ontology annotation, cellular component: cytoplasmic stress granule. The transcript is spliced from 2 exons. The record is from RefSeq and is a predicted model, not a curated record. Gene Ontology annotation, biological process: mRNA splicing, via spliceosome.